This is a messenger RNA of Sebastes umbrosus (honeycomb rockfish), 2409 nucleotides long. RefSeq names its product cytochrome b5 reductase 4. The record is from RefSeq and is a predicted model, not a curated record. Gene Ontology annotation, molecular function: oxidoreductase activity; heme binding. The transcript has 16 exons. Gene Ontology annotation, biological process: superoxide metabolic process; generation of precursor metabolites and energy. Gene Ontology annotation, cellular component: endoplasmic reticulum. The coding region runs from base 382 to 1950 and encodes 522 amino acids. Lineage: Eukaryota; Metazoa; Chordata; Actinopteri; Perciformes; Sebastidae.
UGUUCCAUGGUGUAGUCGGGUCCAUGGUGUAGUCAGGUCCAUGUUGUAGUCGGGUUCGUGGUGUAGUCGGGUUCGUGGUGUAGUCAGGUCCAUGGUGUAGUCGGUUACAUGGUGUAGUCAGGUCCAUGGUGUAGUCUUUCCAUGGUGUAAUCGGUUACAUGGUUUAAUCAGGUCCAUGGUGUAGUCGGUUCCAUGGUUUAAUCAGGUCCAUGGUGUAGUCGGUUACAUGGUGUAGUCUUUCCAUGGUGUAGUCGGUUACAUGGUGUAAUCAGGUCCAUGGUGUAGUCUUUCCAUGGUGGCUCCGCCACUAGGGACAGCAGUCCGCUCGUCGUUCAUCACUACGUAGAAAGGUUUCUUGGGAACUGGGGCUGUCUCCGAAAUAUGUUGAACAUCCCGAGCCAGUCGUUCCCUGCGCCAUGCUCCCAGCAGCGGGUCGCUACGUCCGGCCAGUCCGGGAGGAACAAGGUGGCUCUGAAGCCUGGACACAGUCUGAUGGACUGGAUCCGGUUUUCCAAGAGUGGCAAAGAUCUGACAGGCCUCAGAGGGCGCCUGAUUGAAGUUACCAAGGAAGAGCUGCAGAAACACAACAGAAGAGAUGACUGCUGGACCUGCAUACGAGGUAUGGUUUACAAUGUGACCCCCUAUAUGGACUACCACCCUGGUGGGGAAGAGGAGCUGAUGAAGGCAGCUGGGAUAGAUGGCACUGACCUGUUUGACCAGGUAUGGAGGGUCAUCCUAAAGGUCCAUCGCUGGGUGAACUAUGAGUCUAUGUUAAAAGAGUGCCUGGUGGGUAGGAUGGCUACUACAGUUGUUAAAGCUAUCAUCUCUCCUCCACCAUCAACUGGCUUCGCCCCACCUAUGUCAUUGGCUGCUCCCCCAGACAAAGACUCUCGUCCUCGGUACGACUGGUUCCAAACUGAUGUGACUGUUCAUCUGGUGAUUUAUGCUAAAAGGAAGAUCCAGAGCUCAGGCUGUACCAUUGUUGACCUCGAGGCGGGUGUUCUACGACUGGAAGUGCUGCUGGGGAAAAUGUCCUACAUGAUACAUUUACGUCUUGCUGCAGAAGUUGAGGGAACCGUUGCUGUCCAUCCUGCCUUCUCAGUGGGAAAAAUCCAGGUCAGCAUACGCAAACAGGCUAAAGGAAAAUGGACAAGUCUUGGUCAACCGCUGGAGUUUCACAAUACAUUUCUUCGCAAAAAAGACAGAGCUCUCUACUAUCGGGAUUGUGUGUUGGUGUCUAAGACUGAGGUGAACCAUGACACCCAUGUGUUCAGAUUGCAACUUCCACGUGGGACUGUCAUGCAUGUGCCUGUUGGAAAACAUGUCUACCUCAAAGCCCUCAUUCAAGACACAGAGGUAGUGAGGCCAUACACUCCAGUAGAUGAGAACCUGGCAGCAGCCUCCCACCACUCCUCACAGGAAUCCGACCUCUACCUCAUGAUCAAAGUCUACCCUGACGGAGUGUUCACCCCACAUCUCAACAGCCUGCACAUCGGUGACUGUAUAUCUGUUAGCGGUCCAGAGGGUACCUUCAGUCUCCGCCCCCUUCGUGAUGUCACAUAUCUCUACCUAUUAGCAGCAGGCACAGGGUUCACACCCAUGGCUCGCCUCAUCCAACUGGCCCUACAGGACGUUGACAUCAUCAGAAAAACCAAGCUGCUCUUCUUUAACCGACGAGAGGAGGACAUUCUGUGGCGCUGUGACCUGGAUGAACUGGCUGCUAAUAGUGAGAGCUUUCAGGUGGAGUAUGUUCUCUCCGAUCCCGGUGAAAGCUGGACCGGCAGGAAGGGUCGGGUGGACGAGUCCAUGCUCCAGGAUGUCCUCAACAGGCCAGAUGGGUCCAAAUGCUAUGUGUGUGUGUGCGGCCCCACCGCCUUUACAGAGCUAACAACAGGGUUGUUGAAGCAGCAGGGCUUCAGUGAGGAGGAGCUCCACGCCUUCCAGGGCUGAUGAGCUCUGCCUCCACCCACAAAGACUGAGUGCCUGAGUGAGAGAGAGACCUUUGAUUUUAAUUUAUAAACUUGUGUUUGUGAGAGAUGAAUGGAACAUUGUAUUUCUAUGCACCGAGGACCUGAUGAUGCUGACCCCCCCCCUCCCCCAAUCACACAAUCCCAGUGCAGUAAGAUUUUUCUGAUUGUGGACGGUUUGGUCAGUGUCUGAAAUAAAGUUCAUUGAAACAUUGUAAAGGUUUGUAAAAUAAAAGCAGUAAAAUAUGCUGAGGCAUAGAGAAAUUAAUGACAUGUAAACUGAUGGAGUAUAUGCAAUAUUAAAAAUAGAAUGAACAUGAGCUGUGAAGUGUGUAGCAGGGGAUCUUCUGAAGAUAUUUGUUGUUCCAGUUCCAUGGAUGCAGUUGCAGGAGAGUUCAAACCACUGCAGUGAAAUAAAAUGUAUUAUGGUGACAUUUUUAAA